Messenger RNA from Paramecium primaurelia, 721 nucleotides. The record is from the annotation of a GenBank genome assembly. Lineage: Eukaryota; Ciliophora; Oligohymenophorea; Peniculida; Parameciidae.
AUGAAAAUAGAGAAGAAUGAUUUGAUUUAAAUUUAUAUGGAAGUUUAUCUUUUCUUAACUAAAACUUCUUUCGAAUGGCUCUAAAUAACAAUCACUAAAUGGAUAAUAUUGUAAAAGGAUUUGUAAGUGGUAUAUUUGAUUAGUGAUAAAAUUUAAACUUAAUGUUGAAUUACUUGAAUCCUUUAUUGAGACAGCCUGCAAAACUCACAACAUAUAUAAAAUUAAAAAAAUAGAAAAUAAUAUGAAGUGUAUUUUUAAAUAGACAUGUUAUGAUGGGAGAUUAUAAGUUUUUUUAGAAAUUACAAAUAAAUAAUUUUUUGGGGUAUAUGAAAAUCUUGUGAAAAAAUUACAAUAAUUGGAAAAAUCAUUUUUGUGGGUUUAAAUGAUGGUAAUAUUUAAUACUCUUUUAACAAAAUAAGGAUUAAAUGAGUUAACAAGCUCUAAUAAUUUUUGGGUUAAUUCAAGGUAAAUAUGCAAGCAAUAUCAAAACAAAGGAAUACUUAUUUAAAUGAACCAUAAAAAUGACUAAGCUUUCAUUUUACUAAAAAAUGUAUAGGAUUAAAUGAGUGAUGUUAGAAGUUUGAGUAUGAAGGAUGAUCCUUCAAAAGAAUAAUAAAAAAUGUAAAGAAUUAGUACUAAGUAUGAUUAUACUGUAGAAGAUGUUUUAGUAACUUUUACUAUGCUAGAGGGGAGGAAUAUUUAAACCCAAUUCUUAGUUUGA